Penicillium chermesinum is the source of this 1833-nucleotide messenger RNA. RefSeq names its product putative ATP-dependent Clp protease. Gene Ontology annotation, molecular function: ATP hydrolysis activity; ATP binding. Lineage: Eukaryota; Fungi; Ascomycota; Eurotiomycetes; Eurotiales; Aspergillaceae. Gene Ontology annotation, biological process: protein catabolic process; proteolysis. The transcript has 2 exons. Gene Ontology annotation, cellular component: mitochondrial matrix. The record is from RefSeq and is a predicted model, not a curated record. Bases 1 to 1833 code for a protein of 610 amino acids.
AUGCUGUGGCGGCCCCUUCAACGCCGGCUGUCCCUUGCCUGGGCGCAUCUGGAGCCGAUCCGAUGUCGGCCGUCCCUGGCUAGCCGUACUCGCCAAUUUUCGUGUGGCGCGACUCGAUUUCCGACUGCAUCCCAGUUCAACCGGUCCGAUUUCACAAGCCAGCCGUACACAGGAAGUUAUGAGCCAGGCCUUCCGACAACAGGGCCUUUGGGGUCAACUCCGGCCUUUGGCGCACCGACAGUCACUCCAAAGAUAUUAAAGCAAUACCUCGAUCAAUAUGUUGUGGGGCAGGAGCGUGCAAAGAAGGUUCUGAGUGUGGCGGUAUACAACCAUUAUCAGCGCGCACAAGAAAUCAUUCGGCGAGAAGAGGAGACAGCGGAGCUGCUUGCAAAGCGCCAAAGGAGGGAGGCGCUUGACAAUCGCCACUUAGAAGAAGAAUUAUCGGGUCAGCCGCAAAGUACGGGACUGCCAUCUACCAAGCCUCGUCCAAACCCCCUGUUGGAUCAGAGUGAGCCGCUCGAUACCUCGCCGCUUCAACUAGAAAAAUCGAAUAUUUUGCUACUCGGGCCCUCGGGCGUCGGAAAGACCCUCAUGGCGAAAACUUUGGCGCGAGUGCUCUCCGUCCCCUUCAGUAUUUCGGAUUGCACUCCAUUCACACAGGCGGGCUACAUUGGCGAAGAUGUCGAAUCAUGUGUACACCGGCUUUUAGCCGCUGCCAACUAUGAUGUCGAGCAGGCAGAACGGGGCAUAAUCGUCCUUGAUGAGAUUGAUAAGAUUGCUUCGGCAAAGGUUAGCCAUGGGAAAGAUGUUGGUGGGGAAGGUGUGCAGCAAGCAUUGCUGAAAAUCAUCGAGGGAACCACGAUCCAGGUCCAAGCAAAGUCCGAGAAGAACCCCCGUACAACCAGCCCUCCAAACACAUACCCGUCCAACAGCCCUCUCGGAAACAGCCCCUUCCAGCCAAAUGGCGGGCCACCGAGUGGGAAAGGCGAAACGUACAAUGUUCGCACGGACAAUAUUCUGUUCAUCUUCUCUGGCGCGUUUGUUGGUUUGCACAAAGUCGUGAUGGACCGCAUCUCGCGCGGUUCGAUUGGCUUUGGCCAGCCAAUCCGUUCUGCAUCGAGAUUGGAUCACGGGUUCGACCCUUCAAACGCAUCGUCUGCAGACGAGCCCCAGCCAAUCCUCCCCGGGUCAGAAGAAGAGGCCUUGUACAAAAAGCAUUUACCUUUCUUCACAUCAGCCUCCCACGGCUCGUCGAGUAAUGAGGCGACCUAUUUUAAUGCUCUGGAUCUUUUAACACAAGCAGACUUGCAGUCAUAUGGCUUCAUCCCGGAGUUGAUCGGGAGAAUCCCGGUGACUGCAGCCCUCUCCACCUUGACCCAGCCUUUGCUCCUACGGAUUCUCACAGAACCGCGCAAUUCGCUGAUUGCCCAGUACGCCACUCUCUUUUCGCUGUCUGGUGUCGAGCUUCGCUUCACCACGCCAGCCCUUCACAAAAUCGCUGCCAAUGCAUUCAAAAUGGGCACAGGAGCACGAGCCCUCCGCACUGAGAUGGAGACCAUCCUGAGCGACGCCAUGUAUGAAGUGCCGGGCUCGAGCGUGAAGUUUGUUCUCGUAACAGAAGCGGUCGCUAACCGUGACGAAAAGCCUGUCUACCUCGCUCGCGGGCAGGGCGGAAAGUUCCAUGCAAUGAUCUCCGCCGAAGAGAGUCAGUGGGAGGACAAAACGCGCCGUGAAAAACAAGAUAAAAAUAAGCGCAUGGCGGCGAACUCUGAUUCCAGCGAGACCGCCGAGGCAUCCAAUUUCAAGGAAUAUCGCAAGCGUGCAGCUGGUUAG